Messenger RNA from Caenorhabditis remanei, 798 nucleotides. RefSeq lists its product as uncharacterized. Bases 1 to 798 code for a protein of 265 amino acids. NCBI's taxonomy places the organism in Eukaryota, Metazoa, Nematoda, Chromadorea, Rhabditida, Rhabditidae. Gene Ontology annotation, molecular function: DNA-binding transcription factor activity; RNA polymerase II transcription regulatory region sequence-specific DNA binding. Gene Ontology annotation, cellular component: nucleus. The record is from RefSeq and is a predicted model, not a curated record. Gene Ontology annotation, biological process: anterior/posterior axis specification; embryo development; cell differentiation. The transcript is spliced from 5 exons.
AUGUCAGUCGACGCUAAAUCUGAGUUUUCUGAAAACGACUCCUCUACGACAUCUUCGCCGACGACUGUCGCCAACACCUCGUGGUCUAAUUACCCUAUGAUGCCGUUCAUCAACCCACAACCUCUGAAAGACAAAAUGCUACAACAAUCAUUCGAUCCACAACUCUACGGGAGGUGGCCACAAAUGGGAGACACCGGGUUUUACGGACACCCCGACAUCUAUUCCUCAUUCGGACUUCCUCAAUUGGCUUCUAAUAGUCAAAUUCCAUCAACCGAGUCUGUUGAUGUAAAACCUCCUCUUUCAAAUGGUAGCAGUAGCAGUGACAGUGGAAUGUAUCCUUCACCAAAUGAUAUAACUCCGUUCCCCUCGACUUCAUCUGGUGUUACAUCCUCCGCUUCAUCAUCUGAUCUUUCUGCAGCUGCUGCCGCUGCUGCCAACUAUCAGAUGAAUGCUGCCACGUGUUAUCAACAAUCCGUUUGGCCCUUUAUGGAUUAUCAACAUCCAUUCACUUGGAAGAUGCCAUUGAGCAGCGGUGGGAAGGAACGAAGAGCGAGUAGUGUAUCAAAAAUAUUACCCACGGGUCCAGGCACAAAUAAUGUUCGAGUUCGGACGGCGGACAAAUAUAGGAUGGUUUAUUCAGAUUAUCAACGCCUCGAAUUGGAGAAAGAGUUUCACACAUCCCCUUUUAUCACCUCAGAUCGUAAAUCGCAACUUUCGACAAUGCUGAGUUUAACGGAGCGACAAAUCAAAAUUUGGUUUCAGAACCGGUCAGUUUUUCUUAUUGGACUCGAUAACUAG